Messenger RNA from Durio zibethinus, 4332 nucleotides. RefSeq names its product autophagy-related protein 18g-like. Gene Ontology annotation, molecular function: protein binding. NCBI's taxonomy places the organism in Eukaryota, Viridiplantae, Streptophyta, Magnoliopsida, Malvales, Malvaceae. Gene Ontology annotation, biological process: autophagy; response to starvation. The record is from RefSeq and is a predicted model, not a curated record. Gene Ontology annotation, cellular component: cytoplasm.
GAACAAAUUCCACGACGAAUGAAAUCGUUUGUACAUAAAAACUUUUUUAUUUUCCUUUUGUAGUUUCAUAGCCCAAUCCAAAUCAGCCUAGGCCAGGCCCUACUCCUUCAAGCCCAAUGCGAAGACGAAAACUUACCCAAACAACAGUAAAACAACGCAUGGCAACUGACAUCACGGCACAAAAGCUCCACUGUUACCGCAAAUCCAAAAUUUAACCUCCAAUUUCCUCCUUAAUCUCAGGCAUUUUUAACUUCAAAAAAAUUAAAAAAAAAAUUUACUACUUCCUUUUGCUUACACCUCAAACCAUGGGCGGAGUCGUCUAACACCAACACGAAAAUACAGGUAGAGUGAGAGAAAGUUUGGGGAGAAAGCGAAAGAAAGCGAGAGAAAAGGAGACUUCAGAGAAACAAUUAAAAUAUAUAAAUAAAUAAAUAAAAUUAUGUGGAAGAGUAAAGAUAAAAAAAAGAAGGAAAGCAAAUUAGAUAAAUAGAGUAUAGAGUCGAGAGGAAAGAGGAAAGAGGCUCUUUCCUUAAGUCAAGCCUUAAGCAAGCUAAAGUGGGCUAAAUUGGAAAGGUUUUUUUAGUUUUGGUUUGUUGUGAGUGUUUUUAAGUAGCGAUCGGAGAAUCGGAUGUUAUAUCCGAUCGUCGGCGAUCGGAGAUGCUACUUGCCUGUGGUGAUGGCUGUGAAUGCGGAGGUAGGCCAUUGUGAUGGUUUUGGGGGUGGUGGUGGCGGCAGUGGCGGAGGAGGAGGAGGAGAAGAAGUUGGCUGUGGUGGUUGAGAGUAGUAGAACAACUAGGAGUGUUUUUACAGUUGGAGGAUGAGGAAAGGAAAAGGAAGGAACAAUGGCUUGUUGCCAAAUUCGUUGAGGAUAAUAUCGUCUUGUUUAAAGACUGUUUCCUCGAAUGCUAGUAACGUCGCUUCCACGGUUCGCUCCGCUGGUGCUUCCGUUGCUGCUUCCAUUUCCACUUCUUCUGAAGAUCAUAAGGAUCAGGUAACAUGGGCUGGCUUUGACAGGUUGGAACUCGGUCCAUAUCUCUUCAAGCAUGUCCUCUUACUUGGUUACCAGAAUGGAUUUCAAGUCCUUGAUGUGGAGGAUGCCUCUAAUUACAGUGAACUGGUUUCAAAGCGUGAUGGUCCAGUUUCAUUCUUACAGAUGCAGCCUUGCCCUCUGAGUUCAGAUGGACAAGAAGGGUUCAGGGCAUCACAUCCUAUGCUAUUGGUUGUUGCUGGUGAUGACAGCAAUAGUUCAAGCUUGGGUCAGAAUGCUGGCCAUUUGGCUGGGGUGGUUCGAGAUUGCCGUAUGGAGUCACAGUCAGGGAACUCUGUCAACUCGCCUACAGCAGUUCGAUUUUACUCUCUUCGGUCUCACUGUUAUGUGCAUGUUUUGAGAUUUCGGUCAUCCGUGUGCAUGAUUAGAUGCAGUUCCCGGAUUGUAGCUGUAGGUCUUGCAACACAGAUAUAUUGUUUUGAUGCCCUCACUCUCGAGAAUAAGUUUAGUGUUCUCACCUAUCCUGUUCCCCAGUUGGCGGGACAAGGGGCUGUCGGGGUUAAUGUCGGCUAUGGUCCAAUGGCUGUGGGUCCAAGGUGGUUAGCAUAUGCUUCCAAUAAUCCACUUUUGUCUAACACUGGCCGCUUAAGCCCACAAAACCUUACCCCUUCUCCUGGUGUCAGUCCAUCAACAUCCCCUGGUGGAAGUAGUUUGGUUGCUCGUUAUGCAAUGGAGUCUAGUAAGCAUUUGGCAACUGGGCUAAUCAACUUGGGGGAUAUGGGAUAUCGGACCUUAUCCAAGUGUUGUCAAGAGCUACUUCCUGAUGGGUCAAAUUCUCCUGUGUCACAAAAUUCAGUUUGGAAAGUCGGAAGGCUAGCAGGAACUGAUAUGGACAAUGCAGGAAUGGUUGUCGUAAAGGAUUUUGUUUCUCGAGAUGUUAUAUCACAAUUUAAAGCCCAUACGAGCCCCAUCUCUGCAUUGAAUUUUGACCCUAGUGGGACCCUUCUGGUUACUGCAUCAGUAUAUGGAAAUAACAUAAACAUCUUCAGGAUUAUGCCAUCAUAUGUGCGCUCUGGGUCAGGUGUUCAAAGUUAUGACUCAACCUCUUCUCAUGUGCAUCUUUACAAGCUACAUCGCGGAAUAACAUCAGCUAUGAUUCAAGAUAUUUGCUUUAGUCACUAUAGUCAGUGGGUUGCGAUUGUUUCAUCCAAGGGAACUUGCCAUAUUUUUGUCUUAUCCCCUUUUGGAGGUGAUGCAGGAUUUCAAACACAUAGUUCUCAGGGUGAAGAGCCUUCCCUAUUUCCAGUUUUAUCCCUGCCAUGGUGGUCUACCUCAUCUUGUGUCAUUAAUCAGCAAUCUUUCCCACCUCCACUACCCGUUGCCCUUUCUGUUGUCAGCAGGAUAAAAUACAGUAGUUUUGGAUGGCUUAAUACGGUAAGUAAUGCUGCUGCUUCUGCAACAGGAAAGGUUUUUGUGCCAUCUGGUGCUGUUGCUGCUGUUUUUCAUAAUUCUAUAUCACUCAGUCCUCAGCACGUUGAACCAAGAACAAAUUCCUUGGAACAUCUUCUAGUUUAUACUCCAUCAGGUCAUGUAGUUCAACAUGAGCUUCUGCCAUCAAUUGGGGCAGAUUCAGGUGCUAAUAAUUCAAGAUUUCAGACAGGUUCAUAUACACAAGUACAAGAGGAUGACUUGAGGGUGAAAGUUGAACCUGUUCAGUGGUGGGAUGUAUGUAGGAGGUCAGAUUGGCCAGAAAGAGAGGAAUGUACUUCUCAGGCUACCCUCGAGAGACAAGAUGUUGCUGAAGUUCUUCAAACUAAAUCAGAUUGUGAGGGAUACAGAAUUGAUUUUCCGGAAAUUAAUGAUAGUGUCAGUGGAGAAAAGACUUCAAAACUUUUUCCUACAAAGCCCCAUGAGAGCUUCCACUGGUACCUCUCUAAUGCAGAGGUGCAAGCAAACUCCUGGAGGUUACCAAUAUGGCAAAAGUCUAAGAUUUCUUUCUACAUGAUGGAUUGUCCAAGAGCAAAUAGUUGUAAAGGUGGUGAGUUUGAAAUUGAGCAGGUCCCAGUUCAUGAAGUUGAAAUCAAACGCAAGGAAUUAUUACCCGUUUUUGAUCAUUUCCAUCAUAUGAAAUCAAGCUGGAAUGACAGGUGUUUUGCUGCGGGAAAAUAUCCUCUGUCCUUGUCUCCAGAUCCUCAUCAAGGUGAAUAUAGAGCCUCACAAGAGACUAUUAUCUGUCAUUCAAUGCCAGCGUCACUUAGCUCCACUGAAAGUUCUGAAGGAGGUUCAUCAAGGAGACUGGAGAAUCUACUUGAUUUGGAUCAAAUUAACUGUGAGAAGUCUUAUACACCCAUUUACCAGUGUCUGAAUGAAAUUUGCCUGGGAAAAAGUGGGAAUGGCAUCAUUGAGCCAUUGGUGCUGAAUCAGGAGUCUUUGACCAUUGUAUCUUCUGCAUUUGAGCAGUCAGAGAAUAUAUAUUUCGAUACUGGUCACUCUGCGACAAACGGUUUUUCCUCUUUCGAGAGUAAGUUGCCUCCGUUAAGAAGUAAGGCUGAAGGAACACCAGCUAUCAAUGCUGUUGGUAUUGGUGAUGCCUUAAUGUUGCAUGUAGACCAUUAUGAUGCGUCUACAAACAUUCUUGCAGAUGGGUCGUCAUUUUCUACGCAACAGAAUCAGGUUGAUUUUGAGCAUUUCCAGGAAGGGCAAUAUGAAAUCUUACAGCACAAUGAAUGCGGCAAUUUGACUGAACUUGGGAAUGAUGAUGUCGAUGGCAGCAGCAACCACUGUGGUAAGGAAAAGCUACAGGAGGAUGGGGAAAAUGAUGAAAUGCUUGGUGGCAUAUUUGUGUUCUCUGAAGAAGGUUGAAACUUGAAGCUAUACGGUUGAGCCGGAUUCAUCACUCAUGGUAUUUGUUCAAGCUGCAAUACAAAGCUCGGUUCAAAGUUAUCUAGACAGUUAGCGAAGGUAUCUUUUUGGUAUCCAAAUUGCAUUUCAGGUUGUAAAUAAGAGGACGUACUGAUGGUAUGGUAUUGUUUCCGAGUAAUGCUCAAAAGUGUUGCAAGAGCAUGCUUCAUCUCUCCCCAUCUCUUUUGUAUAUUUUAUAGAUGGCAAUUCGUAAAAAAAUCAUGGAGAGUUUUGGAUUUAGGACAAGGGUUUAACUCAAAUCAAAACUCUUGGUGGUGCUACAUUUGGGUUCACAUUCCUUGUCUUGAUGAUAUCAAACUUUUUCUGUACAGAAAUUGUGUGAAGUUCAUGUCCCAAGCUGUAUAACAAUAUUGUUUUUCUGGUGAUGACAAAAAAAAAAAAAAAGAAGAAAAAUCAAAUGAAAGGAGGAAAAAAUUAAAUGA